Molecule: messenger RNA, 996 nt
Organism: Cokeromyces recurvatus
Lineage: Eukaryota; Fungi; Mucoromycota; Mucoromycetes; Mucorales; Mucoraceae
Product: NADP-dependent oxidoreductase domain-containing protein
Exons: 6
Coding region: 22-954 (310 amino acids)
Cellular component (GO): cytosol
Molecular function (GO): aldose reductase (NADPH) activity
Source: RefSeq, a predicted model, not a curated record
CACGACAAAAAAAAAAAAAAAAUGGUUUGCCAAAAGACUUUUAAACUGAAUAAUGGCCAUGAAAUCCCUGCUGUAGGUUUGGGUACUUGGCAAGCUAGUGAACAAGAUGAUACUGUCUACAAGUCUAUUAAAGCAGCUAUUGCUGCAGGCUAUCGUCAUAUUGAUACUGCCAUGAUGUAUGGAAAUGAAGCUGAAGUAGGUAGAGGUAUUCGUGAUGGUCUCAAAGAAAAUGGAUUGGAACGUAAAGAUAUAUUUGUGACUACAAAAUUAGCAACCAUUGAUGCUCGUCCCUCUUAUGUACCUAAGGCUCUUGAUGAUUCUCUUGCUAGACUAGGUCUUGAUUAUAUCGAUCUUUAUUUAAUGCAUUGGCCUAUUGCCAUGAAUCCAACAACACGUCAAUUGAUCCCUCUUCGUCCUGAUGGUACUCGUGAUAUUGAUGAAGAAUUACAAGGUAAAUUUGAGUUGACCUAUGAAGCCAUGGAAAAGCUGUUAGAUACUGGGAAAGUGAAAAGUAUUGGGGUUGCCAACUUUUCUAUUCCUAAUCUUGAACGUCUCUUGAAGACUGCAAAGGUUGUUCCUGCUGUGAAUCAAAUUGAACUUCACCCUUAUUUACCUCAAUUCAAGUUGGUUGAUUAUUGUACCUCAAAAGGUAUUCAUUGUUCUGCUUAUUCUCCUUUGGGUUCAAGCCAAUCCACUUUGUUUCAAAAUGAAACAUUGGUCAAGAUUGCAAAGGCUCAUCAUGCAUCAGUUGCUCAAAUUUUGAUCUCUUGGGGUAUUACCAGAACAAGUGUUUUACCAAAAAGUGUCAAUCCUGAGCGUAUUGCUUCUAACAUUGAAACCGUCACAUUGUCUGAAGAUGAAAUGAAUGAUAUCAAUAAUAUCUCCAAAACAACAACAAAACGUUUUAUUAGACCUGCAUGGGGUGUUCCCGUUUUUGAUGAAGAUUUUGAAUAAUAGUUCAUAUAAUAAUAAUAAUAAUAAUAAUAAUAAUAAUAA